AUGACGGGAGAGGAUGAAGGGAUGAUAUUGCACGAAGAUGAUGGUUUAAUCGAGAAUAAUUUUGUGGAUGCAUCGUGUUUGUUAACAGACGAUUAUGUGGUGGGGGGCAGUAAUGAUGACUGCAAUAAUGAUCUGCAACUGUCCUUUUCAAGCAUACUCGAUGAAGCCGAUGCAAAACUGACAGCAGUAGUUGAGAGUGUGGCCAGCAGUGCAGCUAGCAACGAUAAUGACAACACGUUAUCACCCGUCAAAGCAUUGAUUAAUGAUAAUAAUAAUCAGGAGAACAAUAAUAAUGGUAGUAAUGGUUGUUUGAUGGUGAAUCAGAUGUAUGAAGAGAUUGAAGGCGAUGCGAAUGGCACAGUUGUUGCUAUGGUUAUGAUAUUGAGAUGUUUAAAGAUAGUGCGAUGUGAAUAUUGUGGUGUGAUUCUGAAACAUCCAUCGAAGAUUCAAGCACAUAUGCGGACACAUACAGGCGAGAAGCCGUUCGAGUGUAAUAUCUGUGGAAUGAGAUUCACACAACGGACACCGAUGCGAAUGCAUGUGAGAAGACAUAUUGGCGAUACACCGUUCAAGUGUUCAUGGGGAUGUGGAAAGAGUUUCGUAUCGAAUGCCAUUAAAAACGCACACGAAUUGAGGAUUCAUAUGGGCGAAAAACGGUUGUUAUUUUUAUUGUUUGGUACUUUUUUUGAUUCGUUUUGCUUGUUGAUUACAAAGCAAGGACCGCCAUGUCCGCACCUGAAACCUCCGCGCCGUUCAAUUCCACUGCGAUUCCAAACGUCUGCCGAAGAGUUGAAUUUAUUCGAAUCCACCUCUGGAACGUCAGCUGAACCGUUGAUUGGAGAACACGAAGUGGAUGAUGAGGAGGAGGAGGAUGGCGUUCACUUCAACGAUAAUAACUUUGCAAUUGUGCACUUCGAACCACCACUGGGUGAUAUCAUUAAACAGCAACAGAUAGCGAAUAAGAGAUUAGAUGAGAUAAUCGAAUCAGUGGCAUCGGGAAUGAAUGUUGAUUUACCGUCGUUGCGUUCAUCGAGAGGCAAGAGGCACAUAGCAGCGAAUGAGACAACGAGCAAAACGAGACGAUCAGCGCUGGUGGCGCAGUGUGAAGAGUGUGGUCUGAUCCUGAAACAUCCAUCGAAAAUACAGGCGCAUCUGAGAACGCACACGGGCGAGAAGCCGUUCGAGUGCGGCGUGUGUGGAUGGCGAUUCUCGACUGCGAAUCCACUGAGAGUACAUCUGAGACGGGCGCAUACUGGAGAAAAGCCGUACGAGUGCACAUGGGACUGUGGCAGAAGAUUUGUGACAGCAUCUGCACGUAACGAACACGAACGCAUCGUGCACGCUGGCAUUAAA
Anisakis simplex (herring worm) is the source of this 1353-nucleotide messenger RNA. The record is from the annotation of a GenBank genome assembly. Lineage: Eukaryota; Metazoa; Nematoda; Chromadorea; Rhabditida; Anisakidae.